Molecule: messenger RNA, 3136 nt
Organism: Zophobas morio
Lineage: Eukaryota; Metazoa; Arthropoda; Insecta; Coleoptera; Tenebrionidae
Product: DENN domain-containing protein 1A
Exons: 14
Coding region: 224-2635 (803 amino acids)
Biological process (GO): endocytosis; endocytic recycling
Cellular component (GO): cytosol; intracellular membrane-bounded organelle
Molecular function (GO): guanyl-nucleotide exchange factor activity; phosphatidylinositol phosphate binding
Source: RefSeq, a predicted model, not a curated record
GCAUUUCGGUUUAUAUUCGCAGCUCAGUUUACUUCCGAGUCGUGAAUGUCAGAGAUUGUCAGUCUGUAGGUGUCCGCGUAAUUUUGUGUCUAUAGUGGUGUGUAGUGCGUGUAUAUUUCUACAAUAUGUGUUAAAUUUUCCCAAAGAUGCCACCAAAUUGAAAAAAUUUCCGUGUUCUCUCAUAAAUCAUGGAUAACUAAGAGUGCCCCCAUAUCGCGCCACUAUGGGUUCGAGGAUACGCGAGAACGUGAAACACUUCUUUGAGUGUUUUUGCGAAGUGGUGCCCCCCACGGCUGAUAAGGAAGCCUGGAUUAUCCAACAGUACCCCGACAAAUACAAAGAUGAAGAGGUGCUUAAAGCAGUACCCAAAUUUGCAUAUCCUUACAAAUUCGAAAAUUCGGUGAUCCAGCACUACUCUUUCGUACUGACUGAUUUGGAGUCGAAAUGGACGUUCGGGUUUUGUAGGCACGACCCACGGUCAGAGACUGCAAUUGUAGUCCUUAGUUAUCUUCCUUGGCACCAAGCGUUUUAUAAAUUUUUAGAUAACAUAGCAGUAUUAAUGACCAGUCCACGAUCGGAAGACUUGAGCGAGUUCUUAUCAGCGGUGUACACCACGAAGAUAGCGGAUCCUAGUAAAUUUUUCACCGUUCCUUUUAAUAGAGGAGAAAGUACUUUUUCGGUCGAGGUUCCCAAACCGUUCCAGCUGCCGAGCAUACCGGAAAACAGAAACCUCACCGAGUAUUACAAUGCGGUCGAUUCACACAACAUGAUGAUAAUCUUUGCUUCGAUGUUGUACGAAAGGAGGAUAAUCUUCACGUCGAAGAAACUAACGAGACUGAGCGCUUGUGUGCAAUCGGCAAACGAUGUCAUCUAUCCGAUGAUAUGGCAACAUAUCUUCAUACCGGUGCUACCUAUGGCACUGAUUGAUUAUUUGUUAGCACCCAUGCCUUUCCUUAUUGGUGUACCUGAUGAAGUGAUGAAGAAAGUGCAAAGGCACGAAAUUGGCGAAGUGGUCAUUUUGGACGCUGACGCGAACACCGUAAGCACUCCGUUCGACGAUCUCAACAAUCUACCCCAAGAAGUUAUCACGUCUCUGAAACGACAAUUGAAAAAUAAGUCAGCCCUAUUGGGUGACGGCGUGUCGAGAGCUUUUCUGCGUGCUCUGGUUCAAUUAAUUGGCGGAUAUCGGGACGGAUUAAGGAUACAAGAAGCUCAGAAGAUUACCUUCGAUCAAGAGAAGUUCAUCGAAACGAGACCCGUCUCGUUCCAGCCUUUCCUUAGGGAGAUGCUGCAUCUGCAGAUCUUCCAACAGUUCAUCGAGGAAAGACUGGCGAUGUUAAACAACGGCCUCGGUUUUUCCGACGAAUUCGAGAUGGAAACUUUCCGAUACUCUGUGCAGUCAGGCUCCAAAUUAAAACAACAGUACAAAGACUGGACGUCCACGAUGAAAAAAGAAGGUUCCGCUUUUUUCAAAAGUGUAAAAGAGAAGGCUAACCCGGCUGUUAAGUCCGCUGUCAAAACGGUGAAGGAUGGCGGUAAGGGUAUGAAAAGUGCCUACCGAGGUCUCCGCUCCCGCUUGAAAGAGAACCAAGGACCUCAGCAGCUUCAAAACGGCCUGGACAGUCCGAACGACAAACCUCGUUCAGCCCCCAACUCGCCAACAGGCAAACGACGGACAUUCGGCGGUAUCAUUGUUCCGACGGCCAACCACCGGAAAGACGGGACGACGUUAUCGUUCAAAAGUUCAGGAUUCGAAAGGUCAUACAGCCCUCUCAGUCCCACCUCCCAGCCCAUAUCACCUGAUGAACUGGAUCCAUCCCGCAGUGGCAGCCCGAAUUUGGAGUUCCCCAGGAUCGACUUGAUGAACGAAAUGAAGGAUUUAUUGCAGCUACGGCUGGACACCCCUCCAGUCGACAGAUCCUUAAAACCGGUCCGUAGCUUGGAGAACUUCAAACAGCACUCGUCGCCGACGUCCAGCAGCCCCGAUCGGUGGGUGUUCCCGUCGCGCACCGGUGCCCCCAUGGCAUCGCCUCCCAAACGUUUCUUCCUCCCCAACAAUCCCUCCCUCUCUCAGGAGACCCAGAACCUCCUCCAGUCCCCCGACGACGUGUUCUCCUCCCCGCCCGUCCCGCCCCGCGUCCCGCCGCCGACGUCGUCGUUGUCACGUGACCAGCCCAAGGACCUGUUCGGCACGACGCCGUUCGUGGUCGGCGGCGGUCACAGCGAGAACGGCGACCCACUCUUCCUCGUAGCUAAUCAACAUUCCAUUGAUAUUGUGAAACUGUCGCCGCCGACUUGUUCGCCAAGGCGGAAGCCUGAAGACAUGGAAGACUUGAUUCGUUUGGAUUCUGCAUCGGACAUCGAUGACUUUGAUCCUUUGAAAUCGAAUUCUUACAGCUCUAGUGCUCCUGCACCGCUCAGUUUAUCGAAUCCAUUGUACACCUACGAGAAUCACAAUACCAAGCAGAACGGUUCGGUGCCCAGCAGGAAUGAUCAAGAUCUACUCCAGGAGUAUGGCUUAGAUUUUAAGAGUUUUUCAAGUGUACAAAAUCAACAAAUAUUCGAUCCAUUUGCUAGCACUAGUGCGACAAGUAACAAAGUCAAUUCUCAAAGUCAGUGGACUAGAUUUGAUUGAAAAGUGAUAUUAAAAGAGUUUUAUACAAUUUUUAUCAGUGUGCAAGAUGUUUUUAUUUACAAAUUUUAUUUAUACAUGUAUGUAAAUUUUGGCGAAAGUUAUUGCAAGUUACGUAAUUUAAAUUAUAAUUUUUUUAACGUGUACGUUUCCUGAUGAUAUUGUAAUUAGGUAAUAAGAAACGUGAGCAUACCUAAAGAUGAAGACUACUCCGUUACAAAGGGAAAUUCUAGAAUUAGCUGUGAUAAUCAUCAAGUUGUUUACGUUGAGAUCAUUUUAAAUCGAUUUAUUUUGUUAUUAGUUGUAUGCACAUGAAUACAGUAAAGGCAUCAUUUUGGUUUAUCGUGAAUAUCGGCACGUAAGAAGGGCUCGUCGACCAAUAGAAACACGAAAGUAACAAUUGAAAAUUUUAUUACGUCAUAUGGAACUUAAAUAUAGGCUAAGCUAUAAUACUGUGAUUGUAACUGUAUAUUCACCUGAUUAAAAAUGUAAAUGCCUCCAUAA